Molecule: messenger RNA, 1071 nt
Organism: Hipposideros armiger (great roundleaf bat)
Lineage: Eukaryota; Metazoa; Chordata; Mammalia; Chiroptera; Hipposideridae
Gene: CYB5R2
Product: cytochrome b5 reductase 2
Exons: 4
Coding region: 1-459 (152 amino acids)
Cellular component (GO): mitochondrion
Molecular function (GO): FAD binding; oxidoreductase activity
Source: RefSeq, a predicted model, not a curated record
AUGAUAUGCCCCAUCAAGCUGGAUAAGUAUGAGAAGCAAAUCAGCCACAACACCAGGAAGUUCCGCUUUGGACUGCCCUCACCAGAUCAUGUCUUAGGACUUCCUGUAGGUAACUUUGUCCGUCUCUUGGCCAAAAUUGAUGAUGCUCUGGUUAUCAGGGCUUAUACACCUGUGUCCAGUGAUGAUGACCGAGGCUUUGUGGACUUAAUUAUAAAGAUCUACUUCAAAAAUGUACACCCCGAUUAUCCAGAAGGAGGGAAGAUGACUCAGUACUUGGAAAACAUGAAAAUUGGGGACACCAUCCUUUUUCAAGGGCCAUGUGGACGCCUGUUCUAUCGUGGACAAGGUACUGGGGGUUCACACUGGGCCUCCAACUGGGAGGAAGAGGAUUCCUGCAGUAGUUCCAUUGUCCUAGGAAACUCCUCAGAGUUGAGUCACAUAGACUGGUCCUUAAAGUGAUUAUACAUUCAUUCACACAUCUACUUUACAAGGUUGUAAGCUUCCUUAAGGUAGGGAAGUGACCUGGUGUUUGCUCAUCACUGUAUCUCCAGCACGAUGCUUGAUACAUAAAAGGUACCUACUAGUGCUGAAAACUGGAUGGAUGGAUGGAUGGAUGGAGUCCACACUCAUUCAUUUACUCACAUAUACAUCAUUUACUCACUCACAGCUGUGGGUGAGUGCUCUGAGGCUCCCUAUUCACUUCAGCGGAACCUCCCUCCUUCCUCAGAAGAGAAGGUCCAGUGAUUCCUCACAGAGGCCCAGGCUGUUCCUACGUUGUGCAUCAGUGCACCAUGGUUGGCUGAGGAGGCCAUCUGUCUUUCUCCUCUGUUUAAGAUGGUGCAGCCACUUCCUUAGCUGGACUUGCCUCCUGGAAGUCCCAAGGAAAGCCAGUCAUCUUUUGCAGUCUCUCAGGCAAGAGCUUCAGAAAUCAGAAGUAUCCUCUGUGUUUUCAGGGAAAUUUUCAAUCAAGGCAUACAAAACGAGUGAGCGUGAAGAAAAACUGGCCUGUGAACUGGGAAUGAUUGCUGGGGGCACAGGUAAGAGGCUUCUCGGGGCUUCAUCCAUAGGUGA